Chroicocephalus ridibundus (black-headed gull) is the source of this 2931-nucleotide messenger RNA. RefSeq names its product chromosome 20 C1orf116 homolog (gene C20H1orf116). The transcript has 4 exons. NCBI's taxonomy places the organism in Eukaryota, Metazoa, Chordata, Aves, Charadriiformes, Laridae. Gene Ontology annotation, cellular component: cytoplasm. The coding region runs from base 731 to 2083 and encodes 450 amino acids. The record is from RefSeq and is a predicted model, not a curated record.
CAGAGGACACCAGCCAAGCCGGGAAGUGAGUGAGCUGGGUGGUACCGCGCAGAGCUGCCCGCAGCCUCCCGGGCACGGGCUGCCUGUGCUGCCUGCACUGCCUGCACCUCUGCCUGCGCUGCCUGCCCCGCGCUGGCUGGGAGCAGAGCCUCUCUGGCAGGGCUGCGAGCGAUCACGGCGUGCAGGGACCCGGCCGCGUCAGGGCAGCACAUGAAGGUGUUUUAGGGGCUCGGCGGUGCUGGGACCCCAGCCCGCAGCACCACGAACCCGCCCUGCACGGCUGUGGGAUGAGUUUCUCUCGCCCCGGUGCCGCAGGCUGCAGGUGAGGGGCCGGGGGCUCGCCGCCCAGCACCCACCCGCCCAGCACCCACCCACCCAGCACCGCACAGCCUUAUCUCGGCCGGGCAGGUGAGUUAAUGUGUAACCCGGCUCUGUUUGGUUAGCCCAGAAAAGCAAAGAAGUCCUGGGAUAGGCACGGCUGGGACAAGGAGCCGGGCAGCGUGGAGCGACGGACGUCCUGCCGGGAUAUUGCCCCCCACGCCGGACACCGCGGCAGCCUGUGCUAUGCCUAGGAAGGAGCUGGGGAUGGCUGGCUGCAACUCUGACAGCUGCGACAGCAUGGUCAGCACGGCCUCCAACCACUCGCAGCGUAGCGAUAACAGUUACGACUACUUAUCUGUGGAAGAGAAAGAGUGUCUGAUGUUCUUAGAAGAAACUAUUGGCUCGCUGGAUGCAGAAGCAGACAGCGGGGUCUCUACUGAUGAGACCGACCACGUGGAGCCCUCCAAGCUGCCCAGGACGUGGCCCAAGCGAGACUCCGUUCCCCGGGGUGAGCUGCAGACCGCGCUCCAGCCUUGUUUGCAAAGGGACUUUCACGCAGGAUUUGGAAAAUGGGGCUCCCCGUCUGAGCGUGGGUCAGCAGCGUGCAGCUGACCAGAAGAGUGGUAAGAGCAUCUCCACCUUCUCAAGCUCAGCUCCAGCAGCGGUUCCAAGCCCAGGCUAUUACAGUCUUCCAAGGAACAUGACUGUAGCAAACGCACAGAGAGCAAACGGAGCUUUGGACAGCAAAGUGACUGUCCGCACAGUGGAGGAACCAGUGCCAGUAGGUAAAUCUUCACAGGAGAUGGCCAAGAAGGAUGGGCUUGACCAAGCCAAUACAAGAAGCCAGGUGAAGUCCCUGGAAUCUUUGAUUAUCCAGCCUCCAGAUCCCUUCCAGGAUGACCUGGUGAGCCACGAGUGGUCACGGAGCAAUUGCUCAGCCAAGGAGACCAAGGCUUGGACUUCAUGGGGCCAGCCAGAGAAAUCCGCGUUGGAAGAGGUCCCUCAGGACCCAGAUGCCAAGCGCGGGCCUCCAACUGCCCCCAAGCCACGUAAACUGCCACCAAAUAUUAUCCUGAAAACCAGCAAAAACAGCCCAGUGCCACUCGCCACAGAGCCUGGCCAGAAGGUAAAAGCACCACCGCCGUCCUCGGCCAGCUUUGCCAGCAACGCUGCUGCUGAAAAGGGGAAUUCGGGGCAUCUCGACCCCAAGGAGAGGGAGAAAGCCCGACGGGAGGCGUUGGAGAAGCUUGGACUGUCACAGGACAGGAGGGAGGUCAGCACCCACCUUCAACCUACCACACAACCCCAACCAAGGGAGAUGCCAUUCCAUGUCACCGGAGAGCCCGAGGCACACCAUGGGGCGGCGGAGAGGUUGGUGCCAGGUAUCCGGCAGAUGAACUUCAAAUCCAACACCCUGGAGCGCUCCGGUGUGGGGCUGAGCAGCUACAUGAGCAGCGUCAAGGAGCAGAGCGUCAAGACCAGCAGCUCCCUGGGCAAGAUGUCCUUCAUCGAGCGGCUCGCCCCGAGCUUCCUGAGGAGCAGCCGCCCCCGGCCGACGUCCCUCGUGGCAGGGAAGGACUUUGCUGGGCUGAAGGAGUCCGGGCAGAUGGAGCCGGAGAAGAGCAACAAGCGGCGAUCCCACCUGCUGCAGAGCUUCCCCAAGCCUCCCCGCUCCAGCAUCAGCGUGAAGAUUUCCCCCAAGGGGGCAACCGAUGAGAACCGGCGAGAGGCACUGAAGAAGCUGGGUCUGCUGAAGGAAUAGCCCACCGAGCCACGGGGCUGCUGGAAAAGGGGCUUUUCACCCUGGAUCCAGGUGCCUUCGCUGCUUGUCCUCAGGCAGCACAACCAUAAGCAUCUUCUGCUGUGAUCUCCUGCCCCAGCAUCUUGGGAGCGGCACCACGAGAGGUAUUCAGAGCUUCACACCAAAUAAAGUAACGCCCCAUGUACAUAACAUUUUGUAUAUAGCAAGUGCAUAUGAGCUAUUUAUAGAAAGCAUCACUCAGCACGCGGAUGGGGCAUAUUCUCCUACAAGGUCUUUAAUGCAUUUGGGGCUUCGUCGCAGCAGGGAAGCCAUGGAAUUGGGGGUUGGCUUAUUUUAAAAGGGGUCGCCUGUGGCUAAAGCCUCUCUGGGAAGAACCGCUGGACUCCGCUGCUCCUUUAGGAUUUUGUGGGGUUUUAACUUUCUCAAAGCCUCCGAGGCCGGAGCACUCCCCUGCCCCGUGCAAGUGCCUCCCAAAAGCCACCACUGCCACCUACAGAACUGUGGGACCGAGGGGCAAGGGAGGGGGUUCAGCAAUGCUCCCCCGCACACGAGUGCUCCUCGUACAGCGCCCGCGGGCGAGGGGCUGCAGAGGCAUCCCGCGCCUCCUCUGACCACCUCUCACCUCCAGCCCCGACAGCCCGGGUUAGAAGACGCGUGAACAGCCGCGUUCAGCAUGAAGUGACAGUUAAGGACGGACAGACUGUGUUUCAGUGGCAAAACGAGAAACACGGCCCAAAACGAGAGAGAUGCAAGUCUGAGGCAGCGCCUUUUCAUUCCCUUUCAAACUCUCCUCGCAUCUUUCAGACCCAGCCGAUGCUGUCAACGUUUAUGCUGAACGCCUUUUAUAA